AAUCAUUCUCCGGCAUGAACGACCAGCAUGCGCAGAACAGGAUCAAUAACACGUCACGAUUGGGCAGGUCGCGGCAUGGCUGCGUGACGUGCAAACGGAGGAAGGUGCGAUGUAACGAGCAACGGCCGAGAUGCGCACACUGCGAGCGACUCAAUCUUGAAUGCACGUGGAAGCCGAACACGACCGUCGCUCUCGCUGUUGCGCGGAGGCGGCACACGAANCCCCCGGACACCCUCGCUCCAGGAGCCCAGAACAGCGGUAGCAGUACGAAUGUGAUGAAUGAUGCCGGCGGUGCAACCUCGCAAGCUGCUCUCAACGAGUCGGCGUGGUCUAUGCCAGACGUCCAUGGCUCCGUCGCGACUUCAACAUCGCCGGCCACAACACAAAAUCCUCCUGCUGUUGACAAUUUCUUCGACUAUGCAGGUUUCAUGUUCGAUAAUCCCGAGUGGUGGCAGCAGUUUCAGCCAUCUGAUGCACUUCCCACGAACAACCAGAUCGACCAGGCCCUCUCCGAACUGUUCAGCUCGCCCAGCACGAACUCGCCAUCUUUCACCAUGGCAAACAACAUGGUCCAAGCCGAGAACAUCGCGAUGAAUCAUAUUGGGAAUGGAGAUCUGCAAUUGGCAAGAGCACAGGACUAUACACAGGCUGCACAAACUGAAGAUCAGUUCCUGCUCGAUUACUUUGUGCAUAGUACUGUGCCUCCGAUAUUGGCUCCUGUCGAGACGCAACAACAAUGGUCGUCAAUGCGACGCCAUCUCCUUGUCAUGGCUAGAGAGUCUUCAAUGGUGCACUCUGCGCUUUUAAGCUUCUCCGAUCUGCUGUUGCGUCGUCGCCGUCAACAGAUUCACACAACCAACGGAGGACAGAAGCACCAUCGAGACUCUCUUCGCGACUUGUCUAGGUAUACUGAAGGCACCGAGAUGGCUCAGCCAAGACGCGAGCACCUUCUAGCGACUUGUUUCUUCUUGAGCUAUGUCGAUAUCCUCGAAGGCCGGACGGAAGCAGCGCAUGGCAGCUUGAAAAUUGCAUAUCGCAUCUUUGANAAGGGCGAGAAGGCAAGCUUCGGUCCUUUGGAAAUACGUGUACUUUCCUGGAUCAGAUUGUUGGAUGGCAGAGCUGUCUCUGCAGGUGGUGAAGGUUUGUUCUUGUCCGACGAUGAGGCGUCAGAGAUGCUUGUACAACCUUCGCCCGCCGGCUUGGACAGUCUGCCGGCUGAGUUUGACCCUUCAAAUGAGGCUGAUCAGAAUGCUGAGAUCGAAGAUGCUCUCUUUCAAGCGCUGUACCAACCUGGUGCUGUCUUCUUCCAGAAGGUACAAUCUUUCAUGGGUCGCAUAAGUAAGAUUGAUCCAUGGCACAGAAGCCGAGGUACAGUGGCAGAUGAGACUGAAGUCAUGAUCAUCGCUGCCAAAAUUACUCGGGAUCUUGACAGACUAUAUGACAGCCGACCCCGAUUGAUGGACUAUGCGGCAAAAGGACAACUGACGCCCCGAUACCUCAAUUCUCAUCUCUCUCACACCAUCACCAGAGCCUUUCGGACCUACGCAAGUAACUUUUACGCCAGCAAAGUGCAUCUCCAUCGGGUCGCAUACAAAGCACUGCCUUUGGCUAUGGAGACUGUACUCGCGCUUGCCAAAAUCAAAGAAUUGGCCAAGAUGAUGGUUGACACACCUUCAGAAUCUGGCGUCGAAGGUGGAGAGCCCCUACCUGUCAACAUGCUUUGGCCACUUCUCAUGCUUGGAUCAGAAGAAGAGGAUCCUCAUGAACGAAUCUGGAUCAGGAAUCAAAUAUGCAGGAUGCAAGAAGUGGCCACCAAUGCAGAGAUGACAGCACAGGUCUUGGAUGAGGUUCAGAAGAUGCAGGAUUCGACAAGGACAAGGGUUGACAUUCGCAGCAUUAUGCACAAAAUAUUUGAUGCGUGUUUUGCCAUUCUUGUCGUAUCGAUACGAAUCCUUCGAACCCUGUAUACCCGACGUGACCUUCUGCUGCGCGGUACCGUCGUUGUCGCUGUCGCUGUCGGCAAACUCCUCGGGUCGCGAGUGCGACUCGAAGCCGAUCGGAUAUUGUUUGUGGAGCUGCGGGGCCCCAUCGCAAGCCACCCACUCCACAAUUGGCGAGUAACAACGAAUGAGGCAAGUAUCGCUGCCGAAAAAGUGGUCCUCGAUCCCGAGAAUGCUCCCGAGGCGACAGUCGCUUGCGGUAGUGCCGACAGCUUUCAACAUCAAGGUGUUUCGCAACCGCAACAAGUAUCUCUGCCAGUCCACAAAUCGUUGCUUGCUAUUUCUUCCUUUGCCUUCGGCAAUUCAGCUUCCCACGUUCAAAUAAGCAUCAUGGUUCACAGCACUACACCGAAGUCCUUCCCUCCUGGUAUCCACGUACCCAGUCUGACGUGGUUCGCCAAUGACGCCUCUCAAGAGAUUGAUUGGCCGACGCAGACUGAGCACAUCAAAUUNUUGAUCUCGUCUGGUCUCCAUGGCAUCGUACUUGCCGGCACCAAUGGUGAGGCUGUGACGCUGUCACCCAAAGAGAAGUCAGAGCUGGUCAGCACAACGCGCAAACUUGCGAAUGAACUCGGCCGACCAGAUGUCACAACUACACUUGGAUGUGGAGGGCAAAGCACCCGCGAUGUCAUUGCGGAAACAAAACUUGCGAAAGAAGCAGGGGCCGAUUUUGCACUGGUCCUUGUGCCAAGUUACUUUCACUUCGCUAUGCACGAGGAUGCAAUCCUUGAGUUCUUCCAGGAGGUACGCAUUGUCAAUCUGUUGCGCGCUCGUACUCUGACUCAAUUUCUANNGCUUGCCGAUGCCUCUCCCGUUCCCAUUUUGAUCUACAACUUUCCCGGAGUCGUCGCUGGACUCGAUGUCAACUCCGAUAUGCUCUCGAAGCUCGGCAGCCAUUCCAACAUCGUUGGCGUCAAGCUGACAUGCGGUGGUAUCGCCAAGGUAGCCCGAAUCCGUGCCCAAUUCUCGCCCGAUGAGUUUUGCGCUCUUGCAGGCCAAAGUGACUGGCUUGUUCCAGCUCUCGCUGUCGGCGCUACUGGAACCAUCACUGGUGUCGCAAACCUGUACCCGAAGUACUGCAUCGAAAUCUACAACCUCUGGACGCAAGGCAAGACGAAGGAGGCCGAAAAGGCACAACUGGAGCUUGCGAAGAUGGAAUGGGGAUUCGCAAAGGGCGGAAUCAAUGGCACAAAAUGGGUCGUUGCCAAGCUCAGAGGAUAUUCGCUCGACAACUGCCACUGCAGGCGGCCUUAUCCAAAGUUCGUCGAUGCAAAGAAACAGGCAUGGGUUCUGGAUACUGUAAUGCCGCUGCAGGCACAGGAAAAUAUCUUGGGUCAG
Messenger RNA from Aureobasidium musti, 3338 nucleotides. The record is from the annotation of a GenBank genome assembly. Lineage: Eukaryota; Fungi; Ascomycota; Dothideomycetes; Dothideales; Saccotheciaceae.